Molecule: messenger RNA, 1755 nt
Organism: Nycticebus coucang (slow loris)
Lineage: Eukaryota; Metazoa; Chordata; Mammalia; Primates; Lorisidae
Product: eukaryotic translation initiation factor 3 subunit L-like
Biological process (GO): translational initiation
Cellular component (GO): cytoplasm; eukaryotic translation initiation factor 3 complex
Molecular function (GO): translation initiation factor activity; protein binding
Source: RefSeq, a predicted model, not a curated record
CGGUGGUGUUCCCGAGCGCUGCAGCCAUAUCCUAUCCAGCUGAUGACUAUGAUUCUGAGGCGGCUUAUGACCCAUAUGCCUACCCUGGCGACUAUGAUAUGCACACAGGAGAUCCAAAGCAGGACCUUGCUUAUGAACAUCAGUAUGAACAGCAGACCUAUCAGGUGAUCCCGGAAGUGAUCAAAAACUUCAUUCAGUAUUUCCACAAAACUGUCUCGGAUUUGAUUGAUCAGAAAGUGUAUGAGCUACAGGCCAGUCGUGUCUCCAGUGAUGUCAUUGACCAGAAGGUAUACGAGAUCCAGGACAUCUAUGAGAACAGUCGGUAAUGAUGCUGUCUUCCUGAUUUUAUACAAAGAAUUAUACUACAGGCACAUAUAUGCCAAAGUCAGUGGGGGGCCCUCCUUGGAGCAGAGGUUUGAAUCUUACUACAACUACUGCAAUCUCUUCGACUACAUUCUUAAUGCUGAUGGUCCUGCUCCCCUUGAACUACCCAAUCAGUGGCUCUGGGAUAUCAUCAAUGAGUUCAUCUACCAGUUUCAGUCCUUUAGUCAGUACCGCUGUAAGACUGCCAAGAAGUCAGAGGAGGAGAUUGACUUCCUUCGUUCCAAUCCCAAAAUCUGGAAUGUGCACAGUGUCCUCAAUGUCCUCCAUUCCUUAGUAGACAAAUCCAACAUCAACCGCCAGUUGGAGGUAUACACAAGUGGAGGUGACCCUGAGAGUGUGGCUGGGGAGUAUGCGCACUCCCUCUACAAGAUGCUUGGUUACUUCAGCCUGGUGGGGCUUCUGCGCCUGCACUCCUUGUUGGGGGAUUAGUACCAAGCCAUCAAAGUGUUGGAGAAUAUUGAACUGAACAAGAAGAGCAUGUAUUCCCGUGUACCAGAGUGCCAAAUUACCACAUACUAUUAUGUUGGUUUUGCGUAUUUGAUGAUGCAUCGCUACCAGGAUGCCAUCCGGGUCUUUGCCAACAUCCUCCUCUACAUCCAAAGGACCAAGAGUAUGUUCCAGAGGACCACGUAUAAGUAUGAGAUGAUUAAUAAGCAGAAUGAGCAGAUGCAUGCACUGCUGGCCAUUGCCCUCACUAUGUACCCCAUGUGGUUCGAUGAGAGCAUUCACCUCCAGCUGCGGGAGAAGUAUGGGGACAAGAUGCUACGCAUGCAGAAAGGUGACCCACAGGUUUAUGAGGAACUUUUCAGCUACUCCUGCCCCAAGUUCCUGUCACCUGUAGUGCCCAACUAUGACAAUGUGCAUCCGAACUACCACAAAGAGCCCUUCCAGCAGCAGCUGAAGGUGUUUGCUGAUGAAGUGCAGCAGCAGGCCCAGCUCUCAACCAUCUGCAGCUUCCUCAAGCUCUAUACCACCAUGCCGGUGGCCAAGCUAGCUGGCUUCCUAGACCUCACAGAGCAGGAGUUCCGGAUCCAGUUUCUUGUCUUCAAACACAAGAUGAAGAACUUAGUGUGGACCAGUGGUAUCUCUGCCCUGGAUGGCGAGUUUCAGUCGGCCUCCGAAGUUGACUUCUACAUUGAUAAGGACAUGAUCCACAUUGCAGACACCAAAGUUGCCAGACGCUAUGGGGAUUUCUUUAUCCGCCAAAUUCACAAAUUUGAGGAGCUUAAUCGAACCCUAAAGAAGAUGGGACAAAGACCCUGAGGACAUUCACGCCCAUGUUUAUCAGGAAUCUGUUCUAAUAUUAUAGAUUGGAAGUGUUUUUGCACCAUGAAAUCUGUACCUAGAUCAGCCAUCAGCCUGUCAACUGAG